This is a messenger RNA of Ictidomys tridecemlineatus (thirteen-lined ground squirrel), 1937 nucleotides long. The record is from RefSeq and is a predicted model, not a curated record. NCBI's taxonomy places the organism in Eukaryota, Metazoa, Chordata, Mammalia, Rodentia, Sciuridae.
CUUUAGAGAAUUCAAGAGCCGCGGUGACAAAUGGGCAUUCCGCACGCGACCAGACAGGCACACCCGAGCUGGGCUCCCCGCAGCCCGCCGGCGGGUCCAGCUGCCCAGCCCUCAGCCAGCUCUCCCGAGUGGAUCCCCCCGGGACGCGCCGGGGGCCGGGCGUCUCGGACCCAAGAACUUUCCCGUCCUUCUCCGGGUGGGGGGUGAUUAGGGGAAGGGUGGGAGUCUCCAGGGAGCUCCGUCACCAUCCGUGGCGGGCGACCCUUCCCAGGUCCAUCCUUGAGCCUCAGGCGCCUCGCGGAAGCGGCUGGGAGCUAGUGCCAGGCGGCAGCGCGGGGCUGGGCCGAGCUGGAGGAACAAAGGGAGCCAGCGGGCCCGGAGGAUGCUGCGCUCCCCGACGCCCCACCCAGCCGGCUGGAGGGCGCUGCCUGGCGCGCAGGCUCUUCCCACGUCCCAGUGCUUCUGAACACCGAGGUGCUGACCCCAGAGACCUGCCAUGAAACCACACUUGAAGCAAUGGCGACAACGAAUGCUCUUUGGAAUAUUUGCGUGGGGGCUACUCUUUUUGGUGAUUUUCAUCUACUUCACUGACAGCAACCCUGCUGAGCCAGUGCCCAGCACCUUCCCCUUCCUCGAGACCCGAGGGCUGCUGCCCAUCCAGGGCAAGCAGCGGGUCAUCAUGGGCGCCAUGCACGAGCCCUCCUCGCCCAGGAGUUUGGAUGCAGACAAGGUGCUGCCAGGUGGAGACCCUGCUGCCUCCUUUCACACAGGUCCAGUGGACCCGCAGAAAUGGGCUCAGGCCCAAGACGGGUUUGAAAAUGAAGAGUUCUUUCCAUCGCAGGUGGGGAGGAAGUCCCAAAGUGCUUUCUACCCGGAGGACGACGACUACUUUUUUGCUGCGGGUCAGCCAGGGUGGCCCAGCCACACGCAGGGGACAUGGGGAUUCCCCUCCCCCGGGGAGUCGUCGCAGCAGGAGACCGUCCAGAGGAGACUUCCGAAGAAGAGGCACCGGCGGCAGGGGAAAGGCCCCGCGUGGGAGGAGCGCGAGGCUGGCGACAGGCUGUACGCCUCCAUGUCCAGGGCUUUCCUGUACCGCCUUUGGAAGGGGACUGUCUCCUCCAAAAUGCUGAACCCGCGCCUGCAGAAGGCCAUGCGGGAUUACCUGGCCGCCAACAAGCACGGCGUGCGCUUCCGCGGGCGGCGGGAGGCGCGGCGGAGCAGGGCCGAGCUGCUGUGCGCGCUGCGCCGCGUGCGCGUGCGGACCCUGGACGGCACCGAGGCGCCCUUCUCGGCCUUGGGCUGGCGGCAGCUGGUGCCCGCGGUGCCCCUGGGCCAGCUGCACCCCCGCGGCCUGCACAGCUGUGCCGUGGUCAUGUCCGCGGGCGCCAUCCUCAACUCCUCGUUGGGGGAGGAAAUAGAUUCUCAUGAUGCAGUUUUGAGAUUUAAUUCUGCUCCUACACGUGGUUAUGAGAGAGAUGUUGGAAAUAAAACCACUGUGCGCAUCAUUAACUCCCAGAUUCUGACCAACCCCAGUCAUAACUUCAUUGAAAGUUCUUUGUAUAAAGACGUCAUUUUGGUGGCCUGGGACCCAGCUCCUUAUUCUGCAAAUCUUAACCUGUGGUACAAGAAGCCAGAUUACAACCUAUUCACGCCAUAUAUUCAACACCGUCAGAGAAAUCCAACGCAACCAUUUUACAUACUUCAUCCUAAAUUUAUAUGGCAGCUUUGGGACAUUAUCCAGGAGAAUACCAAGGAGAAGAUUCAGCCAAACCCUCCAUCUUCUGGUUUCAUUGGUAUGUGUAUAUUAAAAAUUGUAAUAAUUGAGCAGGACCUCGUAUUUAAUAAACAUAGUCAGGUUAUAUAGUAGAGCAAUUAACAGGUGUAUUUAGAGAUUAGGCCAAGGAAAUGAGAAAUACUCUUUUCCAGUUAUCUAUUAC